UGUUAUUGAUUUGCUGUGCGCGUGCUGGAGUUGCGGGCGGUGUUAGUGUGAGUUUAACCCGGUAUACAAGAGUUGGGAAAUAAACAAACAAACAAACAAACUGCUGGAAAAGGGAGCGAGAAUGAAGCGGCGCAAUGCGGACUGCAGCAAACUCCGCCGCCCGGUAAAGCGGAGCCGAAUCACCGAGGGAAUGCACGGCAGUACCUUCCUCUACCUGAAGUUCCUGCUCGUGUGGGCUCUGGUGCUACUGGCAGACUUUGUCCUGGAGUUUCGCUUUGAGUACUUGUGGCCUUUCUGGCUCUUUAUCAGGAGCGUGUAUGACUCCUUCAGGUACCAGGGACUGGCGUUCUCUGUGUUUUUUGUUUGCGUUACGUUCACAUCAGACAUCAUAUGCCUGCUGUUCAUCCCUAUGCAAUGGCUGUUUUUCGCCGCCAGCACUUACGUCUGGGUACAGUAUGUAUGGCACACAGAGCGAGGCGUGUGCCUGCCUACGGUCUCCCUGUGGAUUCUUUUCGUCUAUAUCGAAGCUGCCAUCCGAUUCAAAGACCUGAAAAAUUUCCACGUGGGCCUCUGCCGUCCCUUUGCCGCUCACUGCAUCGGCUACCCUGUGGUGACGCUGGGCUUCGGCUUUAAGAGCUACGUGAGCUACAAGAUGCGCCUGCGGAAGCAGAAGGAGGUGCAGAAAGAGAACGAGUUCUACAUGCAGCUUCUGCAGCAGGCUCUGCCUCUAGAACAGCAGAUGCUCCAGAGGCAGGAGAGGGAGGCAGAGGAGGGAGCCUCCAAGUCCAUGUUGGAAGCAGAUCUGACGCUUUUGGCUCAGAACGGCACCAAGAAGCUGCCCAUCUCUUUCCCCGAGCUGGAACAGCGGGCCAAGAAACAGCACCAGCACAACAUAGGAAUAAACAACAACAUCCUACACACUGUGGAGUCGAGGCUGCAGGACAUUGAGUACAUGGAGAACUAUCUAAGCAGCAAGAAACUGAACAUCGAACUGAACAGCUGCACGGAGGACGUGGGUGGCACAGACGCAGGCUCCGCCUCCUCCUCCAGACAUUACAAAAAUUCCUCCCCACACAGCCACAGCUCCACCAAUGGCAGUGUACCAUCCUCGUCCAAUAGGAACGAAAGGAAGCAGAAGGGUGUAGGGAAGAAUGCACAUCGAGAGCUGAUGGAGAACUGUAUACCCAACAACCAGCUCAGUAAACCCGACGCUUUAGUGCGUCUGGAACAGGACGUAAAGAAGUUGAAGGCGGAUCUGCAGGCGAGCCGCCAGCUGGAGCAGGAGCUGCGCUCUCAGAUCAGCUCUCUGAACAGCGCCGAGAGGAACACGCGCUCCGAGCUCGGCCAGCUGCGCCAUGAGAACGAGCUGCUCCAGAACAAGCUUCAUAACGCAGUGCAGUCCAAGCAGAAGGACAAGCAGACCAUCACUCAGCUGGAGAAACGUCUGAAGUCCGAGCAAGAGGCACGGUCAGUGGCUGAGAAACAGCUGAGCGACGAGAAGAAGAGGAAAAAGGUGGAGGAGGCGACGGCCGCCCGGGCUGUCGCGCUCGCUGCAGCGUCCAGAGGGGAGUGCACAGACUCCCUGAGGAGUCGAAUUCGAGAGCUGGAAUCCGAGUGUAAGAAGCUCUCCCACGACCUGAAGUUUAAAGAGGAGCAGCUGCGAGAGCUGGAGGGCAAAGUGCAGGAAUUACGCAAGUACAAAGAGAACGAGAAGGACACCGAGGUCCUCAUGUCAGCACUGUCAGCCAUGCAGGAUAAAACGCAGCACCUGGAGAACAGCCUCAGUGCUGAGACCAGGAUCAAGCUGGAUCUCUUCUCAGCACUAGGAGAUGCCAAAAGGCAGCUUGAGAUUGCGCAAGGUCAGAUCUUGCAGAAGGAGCAGGAGAUAAAGGAGCUGAAGCAAAAGAUAGCUGAGGUCAUGGCAGUCAUGCCCAGCAUCACGUAUUCGUCCGACUCCAACAGCAUGUCUCCUAUUUCACCGCACUACUCCUCAAAGUUUAUGGACACGAGUCCAUCCAGCCUGGACCCCAAUGCGUCCAUCUACCAGCCUCUUAAAAAAUGACCCCCCCCCCCCCUUUUUUUUUCUCUCUUUCUGAAUUGACCAGGGUCAGUAUGCAUACCUCGAAGAGUGUGGGUUGUUGUGUUAAUUAAGCUACAGCAGAAAAAUGAAAGGUUCUAGAUUAAGACAAUUUUUGGUUUGGAUUUUGUUUGUUCAGUUCAGAGUUGAGGUGUCUGGCCUGCUUUUAAUGCACAGAGGUGUAUCUGUGUAUUUUUGUUCUCUAUAAAUGCCAGCAAGAUUUGUGUGAGAGAGAAAUUACUACUCCAUGUUUAAUUUUUACCAUAAAAGAAGAGUAUUCAUGAUGAGUUGCAAGGUCUUUAUCCAGGUGCUGUAUCUGAAGCAUGUUUCGAUUUAAUGAUAACCAUGGUAUUGCCAUUUCUCUUGGAACCAAGGAGCUGCAAUUGAUCGUUUUUGGUUUUCUUGGAGAAAAUUGAAAUGCUCUGUUCUUUCCCGGAGCAUCCUCAAAGAUAUUUUCGUUCAGCCGUGUUGAUGACGAGGUUCAGAAGAGACUAAUUUUGAUGUAUGUUAAUUAUAUGCUGCAUAAAAAUUUUGCGAAUACAUAUUGUCUUCUGCAGUCGAAGCAAUUCCUCUCUGUAACCGGACCAAUUUAGCUCGUUUGCAGAAACGUACAAAACGGGAAUAGCUGAUGGAGUUCCAGUCAUUGUUUUAAUGCAGUGCCUUGAAUCUUUUCAGUUUGAAGUAAUUCAGUUCAACCGGAAGAUCCUGGAUCACAUGACCACUUUUGCCCUUCCUCACUCACUCACUCGCAGUAUUUGUUCAGCCGUCCUCAUUGCUGCCCUCGUCCAACAGGUCAAGAUGUUGCAGAAUUAUCACUGAAAACAAGAAACCUCAUUUUGUCAGGUGCAGAAUGGCCCUCCAGUUUUAGAUUCCUUUCAUCUAAAAGAGGUUCUGACUUGUUUGACGUUGGAAUGGUGUAACAUCGUGCUGAAUGUUUUAACUUUAAUCAUAAGUGCCAAGUACUUUGUCCAUAUUGAGUUGAAUUAUAAGAAAUGUGCACAAUGUGUGUAUUCCCUUAACAGUCCUAAUUUCUUAUGUGACUGCUCUGAAAUUUCUUAUGCAACAACCUUGUUUGGGUUUAAUUUCAUUUUACAACAUGGAUGAUUUAUAAAAAGAUAUCUUGAUAUGAUAAGGAUAUAGCAGGCAUCUUUGCCCAGAUAGAAUAUUAUAAAACUAAGGUCACGAUGUUGUGGGGAGUUUUUUUGUUUGUUUUUUUUUUGUUCCCCCCCCUCCCCACUUUUGGAAAAGUAUUUCUGUGGAUUGUAAUGGAAUGAUAUAUAAUUUUUUUUUCUUUCCCCUGGGGGGGUUUAACUUUUGUCGAGAGUAAAGACUAAAGCACUUGUUCCUCA
Messenger RNA from Neoarius graeffei (lesser salmon catfish), 3426 nucleotides. It is a transcript of the gene maco1a, whose product is annotated as macoilin 1a. Gene Ontology annotation, cellular component: rough endoplasmic reticulum membrane. Gene Ontology annotation, biological process: neuronal signal transduction. NCBI's taxonomy places the organism in Eukaryota, Metazoa, Chordata, Actinopteri, Siluriformes, Ariidae. The record is from RefSeq and is a predicted model, not a curated record. The coding region runs from base 122 to 2062 and encodes 646 amino acids. The transcript is spliced from 11 exons.